AUGGACGCUGCAACUGAACUCCACAACACGGUCCACGUGGUCAUGAGUGACCGCAGCGGCGCUGAUAGCACUGCUGGAGGUGGUAGCGACACCUGUGUCGCCGCGAUCAACAGGCUCGAGCGGUUUUUGGGUUCCGUCGACAAUCGGCUCGAGCGGCUCGAAGCGCUCCUGCCCGGAGGACGAGUUUCCGAGCAAUCUGGCGGUACCGAUACCACUACAUUCGGAGCGGCCACUGCGGCAGCCACUGCUGCAGCCCGGCCUCGUCUCGACCGGAUCAAGAAUCGGGGCAAGAAGUUUGUCAAGUGGGGGCGCGCUCAGGUGUCCGUAUCACCCUCGGGAGCGCUUCGCAAAAUGAAGGCACCCUUUGCGUACGCGGGGCUUGUUUCUUCGCCCACCGGGUCGUCGCAGCUGCAAGCUUUCCCUGCUGCCGAACAAACCGCGGCCAUAGAGUCUGAGGUCGACCCCAGUGUGCUUCACCUGUACCAUUUUUUGAAAAAUACCACCCAAGAGUUCCGCAGCCGCGAGUCCACACCUUUCGACUCUGCCCUCGACGCGGUCACACUUGUUUCGGACUCUUCGCCAGAUCUUGGCGUGCACAGCAUCCACAAGUUCAACCGCAUAUGGGACGAGCAUUUCAACGCGGAAACGGCGUCUACUCCAACUUUGGUAUCGUCUCCACCUUCCACCAACAGCAUUCAUUCCAGUGCCACUUUGCAAUCUGUCGAAACUACGCGUACGCAAGAUACCUCAAAGACAACCCAACUCCUUCACAACUUGGAUUUUCUGGACCAUCGUUUAGACGUGCUCAUCGAGGACCCGGCGCAAAUAGCACACACUAUCAACUUCUUCAACUGGAGUACCGCUCUCGAAUUUGGUAAAACUCGUCAUCUUCACUACUAUGAACUACCUUUCCCCUGGCGUGAAAACCGGUUCAUCAUCCACGGCUACCGUUUCCAUCAUUCCUAUCUCAAAUCCUUCCUGUCUAUUUUCAACUGGUAUGGCUGGCACAAUGAAACUAUCAAUAUUUGGACUCAUCUCGCGGGUGCCAUGUACUUUUUGUACUUGAUGGUGUACGGUUUCCCACAAACGGCGGUUUACCAGUCACCCCAGGUACCCUUUGCGGCCAAAUGCAUUGCUUACUUCUUUUUAGCGGCAGGCCUCGAAUGUUUCUUGUUUUCGGUGAACUGGCACACCUUCAAUGGUAUCUGCCACUUGGUAGACCGAUCUCGGUGCGCGUGUGCAGAUUACACCGGGAUCACGAUCCUGAUCACCGCUUCGAUUUUAACAACGGAAUUUGCCGUGCUCAGUGGCGAUUCCUCGUCUCCAUAUACCCUGCCGUUACUAUGUUACACAACGGCCUCGUUCAUAUUCGGUGCAUUUGGCGUUUUCAUGAAUUGGGCUCCUGCAUUUGAUAGACCAGAGGCCAGACCAUUGCGGAUUGCGUUUUAUCUUUUACUCGCCAGUAUGGGCUUGUUGUCCUAUAUUCAUUCCACCGUAUUGGGCGAGAACGUCGCGUCUUCGACUUUGAUCAAGCCCGUGUUGGUCAAAUCUCUUGUGUGGUACGUGGUGGGCGUUAUAUUUUACGGUACCUUUAUUCCAGAACGUUGGAGAACCGAUGUGCUUGUCGACGCACGGAUCCCAACCAACGAAGAACUUUCUACAAAUCUCGACAUCAUCACAAAACACAAGCAUAUCCAUUUCCGGCCCAAACCAACUCAACAUCCCAACUGCUGCAAGCCCACAAACGAAACCGAAACCAGAGAAAAGCGCAAAAGCCUCUCUUCCCUGUGGUGGGUCGACUAUUUCUGUUCUCAUACGUUAUGGCAUCUUUUUGUGAUGUGUGGUGUCACUGGACACUACCAAGCCAUGCUUGAAAUGUUCGAAAGACGGUGGUUGGCCUAA
Messenger RNA from Lachancea mirantina, 1902 nucleotides. The record is from the annotation of a GenBank genome assembly. NCBI's taxonomy places the organism in Eukaryota, Fungi, Ascomycota, Saccharomycetes, Saccharomycetales, Saccharomycetaceae.